AUGGCGACGGCGGCGCAGCAGGCCCUCCCGGACGAGAUCCUCGAGGAAAUCUUCCUCCGCCUCCCCACGGCGGCCGACCUCGCCCGCGCCUCCGUGGCCUGCUCCUCCUUCCGCAGCGUCAUCACCGACCACUCGUUCCUCCGCCGCUUCCGCCGCCUCCACCCGCCACCUCUCCUGGGCAUCAUCUCCGCCGCCUCCUUUCUCCCGGCCCAGCCGCCCCACCCCUCCGCCGCGGCCGCCCGCACCCUGGCCAACGCCGACUUCUCUUGCUCCUUCCUCCCCUCCCGCGAGCGCUGGCAGCGGCACGACUUCCGUGACGGCCGCGCCCUCAUGGCCGGCGUCCCGGAGGGAAGCACCGUCGCUGCCAACGACUACGACCCCCGGUUCUUGGACAUGGACUUCGCCGUCUGCGACCCGCUGCACAGGCGCUACGUUCUGCUACCUCCGAUCCCCGGCGACCUAACUGCUCUGGUCGACCAACCGGACAUCUUGGAUGUCGAACGCUUCCUUUCUCCUUCCGGCGAGGAUGAGGAGUACGCGUCCUUCGUGGUCAUGUGCUUGGUGGAGUGCAGAGCCAAGCUUGUCCUCUUCGUCUUCUCUUCUGGUGUCGGACAGUGGCAGGCCAUCACGUAUGGCAGCUGGGGCGCCUUGAUCGCAGGAUCGGUUUAUUGUCAGCUAUGUUACCGCUACUGCGUGCGCGGAUGCUUCUGUUGGCCGAUGCCAGAGAUGAACAAGAUGCUCAUGUUGGACACUCGCAGUAUGGAGUUCUCCUCCGUCCAGCUCCCGCCUGGCCCCCGAACACGUCGGAUUGUCUUUGUGGAGGCAGAAGAAGGCAGGCUCGGAAUGUUCACUCUGCCUGAUGAUGAAUCUGAAUUUCCCCAUGUCCUCCAGUAUUCCGUGUUGCGAAAUGACGGGGAAGGUCAAAAUCAGUGGCAAUCGGAGGCGACAAUAUCUCUGCCAUUAGGUUCUCAGUAUAAAGCCAUGGGUGUAGCUGGGGGACAUUUGCUCCUCCAAGUGAUUCCAGAAGGCUUCUAUUCUAUCCCUAAGCCUGAAAGACCAGACUUGGAUUGUUUCACAGUGAAUCUCCAUACCUUGGAGCUUGAGUGGUUUUGUGGGAUUAGGCAUACCAUUCUACUUCCUGACCUCUAUGCCGGUUUCCCAUCAUGCUUUUCUGUACCAACUAUUUGAAGUGGGUUUAAUCUGCAUAUGGAGGGUCAUCUAUUCUUGCCGGGUUGCUAGUGCCGAUUACUGGGAAUACUGCUGGUGCAGAUUGGAAGGAUGGAUCAUUCAGUGCAUCGUCUGGACUAUGGAUUUCUUUUGGCUAGUUUGAGUUCUGUGCCUGUCCUUGUGUCUUACCAUAAUUCCAUUACACGUAUGUCAAGCGCAUAUUACCUUUUCCCCCCAAAAUGUCCGUAAAAGUCACACUGAUUGUUGGCAGAUUUAUUCAGCAGAUGGAUCAGUGCCGGUUUCCUCCCCGAGCAAGGCGAAACUGAAGAAGCACAAGAUCACAACCACGGCGGUGGGAUCAGUGACACCAAAAGCACUAGAGAUGAGGCCGAGGAUCCUCCCAUACCUGAUCAACUGAAGUCGCUUCUCCAAAUCUGGAACAAUGCAGCCCAUGGAGUAGUUUCUUUCUGGUUUUGAGUUGCAGAAUCCGUAAAUAGUAGUUCUUUCAGUCAAAACUUGUAGUUGGUCUGCUCUGUGGGUUGCUCGAGAAACCCUUUUAAGUGAGGUAGUAACUAAUAACUGAUAACGAUGACGUUUUGUUUUCGCAAUGGAAAUG
Lolium rigidum is the source of this 1783-nucleotide messenger RNA. RefSeq lists its product as uncharacterized. The coding region runs from base 1 to 1188 and encodes 395 amino acids. Gene Ontology annotation, molecular function: protein binding. Lineage: Eukaryota; Viridiplantae; Streptophyta; Magnoliopsida; Poales; Poaceae. The transcript has 2 exons. The record is from RefSeq and is a predicted model, not a curated record.